Molecule: messenger RNA, 420 nt
Organism: Scheffersomyces coipomensis
Lineage: Eukaryota; Fungi; Ascomycota; Pichiomycetes; Serinales; Debaryomycetaceae
Exons: 1
Coding region: 1-420 (139 amino acids)
Source: RefSeq, a predicted model, not a curated record
AUGGUAGCUCCUAUAAACAGUGAGAAACAGUCGGAUUUCAGUGUUACACCCCCAAAGCCGUUUGUGGGAACUUAUAUUGUUUUGGUGGUAUUAGUAGCACAUUCAGUGAUAGGAUAUAGAAAAUAUGGAGUUGGUAGUAUUGGUAUUGGGAUGUUGUAUGCGAUGUUUACAUUGUCCUAUAUUAUAGACCAAUGGCCUUAUAUUAGUGAUAAAUGGGAUAAUGCAUCAGUUGCUUCGUUAGGAAAUGUACGAUUAGUAGUAAAUCAAAACUUGUUGUUAUGGAUAGUUGGAACCAUAUCUGCUACAACAUAUGCUUUUGAUAUUCAAGUGUUACAACAAGAUGACAUUCAAAAGAGUAGAGUCGCCAUAGCCGUCGCCCUUCUGAUUAUUCCAAUUGCCAUUAUCAAUCAACGAAGAUAA